Messenger RNA from Aspergillus sclerotioniger CBS 115572, 1450 nucleotides. RefSeq names its product glutathione-disulfide reductase GLR1 (gene glr1). The record is from RefSeq and is a predicted model, not a curated record. Gene Ontology annotation, biological process: cell redox homeostasis; glutathione metabolic process; cellular response to oxidative stress. Bases 62 to 1312 code for a protein of 416 amino acids. Gene Ontology annotation, molecular function: flavin adenine dinucleotide binding; glutathione-disulfide reductase (NADPH) activity. Gene Ontology annotation, cellular component: cytosol; mitochondrion. The transcript has 2 exons. NCBI's taxonomy places the organism in Eukaryota, Fungi, Ascomycota, Eurotiomycetes, Eurotiales, Aspergillaceae.
CUUGACGUGUGUGUGGUGGUUAACGAGAAAAAAAAAACUCUUCAGUUGCGUCCCCAAGAAAAUGACCUGGAACUUCGCCUCCAUCAACGAGAACCUCCACGCCGCCAAGCACUACGGAUAUGACGUCGACACCAACGUCGCAAAGAACUACCGCCACUUUAAGGACCUCCGGGACGCCACGGUCGAGCGGUUGAACGGUAUCUAUGAGCGCAACUGGGGCAAAGAGGGCAUUGAUCUCGUUCACGGCCGUGCCACCUUCGUUGAUGGCCGGGUUAUCGAUGUGACCCUUGAGGAUGGAAGCAAGGCGCGGUACACGGCGCCUCACAUCCUCAUUGCUGUUGGCGGACGGCCCGCCGUUCCCGAUGUCAAGGGUGCGGAGCACGGUAUCACCAGUGAUGGGUUCUUUGAGAUCGAGGAACUGCCUCCCAAGAUUGCUGUCGUUGGUGCGGGUUACAUCGCAGUUGAGUUGGCUGGUGUCAUGGGUGCAGUGGGUGUUGAGACGCACAUGUUCAUCCGUGGCCAGGAGUUCCUGCGCAAGUUCGACCCCAUGAUUCAGAAGACCAUGACGGAGCGGUACGAGUCCACUGGUAUCCACAUUCACAAGCAGCACUCCGGCUUCAAGGAGGUGCAGCUGCUGCGUGACGGUAAGGGCAAGGACAAGUUGCUUAAGCUUAUCUCCCACGAUGGAUCGGAGAUGGAAGUCAACGAGCUCCUCUGGGCCGUGGGCCGUCUGCCUGAGAUUGAAGACCUGAAUCUUCCCACCACUGGCAUUCAAGCGACCGAAUCUGGCCAUAUCGUUGUAGAUGACUACCAGAACACCAGCGCGAAGGGCGUCUAUGCCCUUGGUGAUGUUACUGGUCGUGCUGAGUUGACUCCUGUUGCCAUUGCUGCCGGACGCCUGCUCAGCAACCGCCUCUUCGGACCCAGUGAACACUCUGACGACAAGCUCUCCUAUGAGAACAUCCCCUCCGUCGUCUUCUCCCACCCAGAAGUCGGCACCAUCGGUCUCACGGAACCUGAAGCUCGCGAGCGCUACGGCGACGAAAACAUCAAAAUCUACCACACCCGGUUCACGGCCAUGUACUACAGCGUGUUCCCGGCCGAGGAGAAGGCUAAGAACCCAACGGAGUUCAAGCUGGUGUGCGCCGGACCGGAAGAGAAGGUCGUUGGCCUGCACAUUUUGGGUCUCGGCGUUGGCGAGAUGCUGCAGGGCUUCGGUGUGGCGAUGAAGAUGGGUGCCACCAAGGCCGAUUUCGAUAGCUGUGUUGCUAUUCAUCCGACCAGCGCGGAGGAGUUGGUCACGCUGCGAUAGAUGUAUAUAAUAUUUUAGAUGUGUAGAUCAUACAUAUGUAUUCCAUUGGUUAUACCCAUUCUCUAUGUCAGGACUGGCCUGUUCACGGUGUCUCAUGAUAAAGAGUGUCUUAAUGCAGUCGCAUUUUUGAGCUAUAAC